GUAUACAAAAUUCCCACACAAAAGCACAAGAAACAAAAGAACUCCCAAACACACACAUAACAGUUCCCAUGGUUUCCAAGGCGACGAAGGAGAACGUUUUCCAUGGAAACAGCAAUGGCAAUAGUGUUAGUAUUGAUGAGUUGUUCAAAGCUCAAGCUCACUUGUAUAGAGUAAUGGCAAGUUACACCUUACCAAUGUGUGUGAAGUGGGCCAUCGACCUUUCCAUACCAAACAUCAUCCAUAACCGCCAUUCCCAUUCCAUUUCCCUCUCCGAUCUCGUGUCGGCUCUUAACGCUCCACCACCAAAAACUCAAUAUGUCCAGCGCAUCAUGCGCUUGUUGACACACGACGGUAUAUUUGCCGUCGUGGUCAACCAAGAAACUAAAGAAGAAGAAUAUGUUCUUACUCCCACUUCUGAGCUCCUUGUAAAGGGCACUGAUCAUUGCGUCUCGGCCAUGGCCGAGUACAUUAUUAACCCAACUACGGUUGGGUUUUAUAAUUAUUUGGCUAAAUGGACUUGCGACGAGAAGGGACAAACAACUGUUGAAACUGCUUUAGGGUCUUCCGUUGGCUACUGGGAUUUCAUUCAUGAAAAUCCUAAGGAGUUGAAGAUUUUCAACGAUGGUAUGGAGAGUGAUUCAAACGUUGUGAGGUUUGCUUUGAGGGAUUGUAAAUCGGUGUUUGAAGGGUUGGAUUCGUUGGUUGAUGUUGGUGGGGCCACUGGUAACACUGCUAAGAUCAUUUGUGAGGCGUUUCCGAAGCUGAAAUGCACAGUGUUGGAUCUUCCACAUGUUGUUGCUGGUUUGCCUGAAACUGAAAACUUGAAAUUUUUUGGAGGGAGCAUGUUUGAUUUUAUCCCUCAUGCUGAUGCUAUUUUAUUCAAGUGGGUUCUGGGCAAUUGGAGCGAUGAUCAUUGCAUACAAGUCCUAGAAAAAUGUAAGGAAGCAAUUUCAGGAAAAAGUGGCGGAGGAAAAGUGAUUAUUAUUGACAUAGUAAUAAAUGAAAAUGAAGAUGAGCAUGAUGUGAUGGAACUAAAACUAUUUUCUGAUAUAGCUGCAAUGACUCUUCUUGAUGGAAAAGAGAGAGACGAGAAAGAUUGGAAAAAACUCUUCUUCAAAGCAGGCUUCAAGAACUACAAAGUGUUUUCCAUAUUUGGCUUUAGGUCGCUUAUUGAGGUUUAUCCUUAAUUAAGGAGAUCAU
Messenger RNA from Arachis ipaensis, 1200 nucleotides. Its product is annotated as isoflavone-7-O-methyltransferase 9. NCBI's taxonomy places the organism in Eukaryota, Viridiplantae, Streptophyta, Magnoliopsida, Fabales, Fabaceae. The record is from RefSeq and is a predicted model, not a curated record. Gene Ontology annotation, molecular function: protein dimerization activity; O-methyltransferase activity.